AGCAUCCAUAAAACCAACUGAGCGAAAGGCGCGAGGGUGACCGCGGAGUUGACUUCGAGCCACAGGUUUCGACGGGACACCCCUUCACGAAAGGACCCGAACGUCGAAAGCGAGCGCGCGCGCCCGUGCACGCUUCCCCUCGACGCACAAGUGCGCGGAAUAAGUGAAGCACGCAUCGCGGAACUUUCUUCUCCUCCUUCUGGACACCGCACGCUCGGGUCGAGAGUCGCUGGACCGGGCCACGGAGCAGAAAGGAGCGCAAUCGCACUCGCCAAAACUCUCGAGGCAGUUAGCGCGGCACUCAUCUGCCGCUGUGGUUCGUCUUCUUCGGCAGGUCGGCCGGGCAACCGCAAAGGUUCAGGAGCCAAAGAGCGAUUCGGACCAUAGACUCGCCGUCGUGCACUCUAGUUGCUCGCUGCCCGCUGCAAUCUCGCAACUUUUCGAAGAAAAGUGACUAGACGGGCGCUUUUCUUCGGCGUCGUUACGCGGUUGAGGCCUGAUUGACCCCGUGCAUUGGCGGUGACUUCCAACGAAAAAAAAAGAGGAAGUCUCCGGACGCAGCGGACCACGGCUAUCCCCCACCUGCAGUGCACGAAUCUUCGACGCAAGCCACAGCGGAGACAGCCGGAGAUCACGUCAGAGGCAACCAUGCUGAGAGCGAGAAGCGUCACUCUCGGCUACUCCCAAUACGUACUGGUGUUGGGUGUAACGCUACUGCUCGCAGCAUCCGCAGCCGGUGCGUCGUCCGAGUACAACCCGGAGGUGGCGGUGGAAGAGGUGGGUCGCCUGUUCAACCUGCUCUUCCCGCUGGUGCUGCCCGACAAGAUGCCCUACACGUGGCCCCGGGGGGCGGCGGCCGCCUCGUCGGUGGACGCCUCGGACGCGGCGCUGGCACAGGCGGCGGCCGGAGGAGGGUACGGCGGCGGCCAGCGACGGAACCCCGACGACCCCGCGUCGCGCGCCUCGUCGCUCAACCUUCCAAAGCGGGGCGAGUCCGAGUGUCUGAGCCGCUGCAUGAGCCAGCGCAAGCUGCACCCCAUCCAGUGCCUCAACAUAUGCUGAGCCCCCGGCGGCGGCGCCACCCGCGCAGCCGCGUCCAGGGCUCUCUGUCUCUCUCUCUCUCUCCAUCUCAACCAGGUGCCCGGAACCGCACAGGAGAUUGCAUAGUUCAACGAUUCGGACACCGCACUGAAGGGCAGCAGAGAAGAAAGAUCCCAGCGCAUCCCAGAUCCUCCUUUCCGUGUUUCCACUCGUACCGGAGCGCUGCAAAUGGACGAGUUUCUGUUGUAACGACGUACCAAAUACAGUGUAUUGGAUCAAAUGAUGCAAAAAAAAAAGCAAAACUAUCCUGACUUGUGUACAGUUAUCAGCGGAGUCUAGCCUAGCUUUCAGCCUCUCUCUUCUGUUGAUGUCCGGAGUGUUGGUAACCACUAGGUAUACCGUUCGUAUCAGCUAAGCCUUUCGGGCGGCCGAGCGCUCACUGUAUGCGUAGGCGUCAACAAUCAAACAAUCAGUGUUCCGUCAUCGUGCGUGAAAGAGAAACCUGCUAUGUGUCACGUUGUUGUUGCACAAAACUAAAAUAUGGUUCGUCGUUAUUAUGGGAUGGUUAGACCGAUGAGUUUUCUAACCCCUUGUCGCUGUUAUACUUAACGGAUCCCCUGUUAUCGCUCUUUAAAAUGCUCGUUCGGUCGAUGUAUCUCCGCACUCAUUGCCGCGUUCGUCGUUAACCUAAGGAGCCUAAGGAGGUUGUUGCUUCCCGCGUAAUCAAAUCGCGAAUGUUCUAAACGCAACAGUUACAGUUCACUGCGAGUGAUAGCGUUUACAGCGCAACUAUUAACAUGUUAUAAGCGUUGAUCGGCUUUCCAACAGCAGUCCUAGCACUACGAGAGGACAUCACAGCCACAGCUCUACAAGAACGCAGAAAUCUCGACGCCAGACGAAUCGAUCUACAAUAUCUGCUCUUGAUGAGACCAUCAGACUUGCGGCCCUUAACACAAAGUCUGUGAAGAAAAUAAUGAUCAGGCCAUUUCCGUCGAAGAAGGAAAAUACAAUGUAUCUCGGUUCGAAGCAUCGUAAGCAUUGUCACGCACUUCCGUGGCACUGUUCGCGAUAUUGAUAGCGAUCAUUAUAAAGGCUGUCGUUUUUAUUCCUGGUCAGUGUCGGCCAUUGUGGAACACCGGAUCAGUUACUGGUAGCGCUUAAGAGGUCUCUUGACAUUUCAAAGGAUGGAAUUCCUACAUAAUCACUAAGGCAAUCGCCCUUUUUUAUAUUGUAUUCAUUUGCACCUAAUGGAGAAUACCUAGUUCCUUUUGUUGUUCGCGAGCCAGUGCUAAGCGUUUUGCUCACGCAGAGUACCCGAUGUAGUACAUAAACGCAAUAACGUGCGCGUGACCCUUCCUCAUCAGCACCCCCUUUUGCUUGUACUUGUUGGCCUACACGCUAAGAAUUCAGCGCCUACAAAAGCAGCGUGGUCCCGAUGCUCGCAUUACUCUAAGAUUCAUUGCCGAGCUGGCACAGUUAUCGAAGUCACACUCGACUGAACACACUGAAAUGGGCCGCUUAUCCCGUGUAACCCUUGAAGUUUUCAUAAACUGCUUGCAUGCAUUAGGUCUGAGCUAGAUGUCGUUUAUUUUUAUUCUAUAUUCCUUUUCCUUCUUCCCCUAGGGUAAAUGCACCAGGAAAAUAAAGUGAAGUGAAGGUGCAGAGACGGGCGGAGGGGAGAGGGGGAAGCGAUCCAAAGUAAAGUUCUUUUUUUUUUUCAUAAAAGGAACCCGGCGCUUAUGACGCAUUACUUUAUUUGCUUUCGCUUUCGGUACGCACGCGCCGAUCCAGCAGAAUUAGCGACCACAACGUAUACGCGAAGUUCGCAAUACAGACAGACACUGGAAUUCCAGUAGGAUACGAACGCACCCGACUGAGCGGUGUGAUCAGCCGCGGGACGACGUUGACCCCCGGGGCGUUGAUGAGCUUAGCGCGUAGCCAAAUACCCUCGCGCGGCGUAGUUCGCAAACGCCGUGUACGCUGCACCGUAUAGUGCUGUCUUCAUCGUUCCUCGUGUUUCAUCUGUCGUCAAACCACAGACAGGGCCGAGUAGAUGUCGUCGCACACUUUGUGUCUCUCAGAAUGAAACGCGUUGCUUCGUUCUCCCUAGAGAGCUGGGAUUCUAGCAUCUCGAGUGACCGUAUGCGAAAAGCCCCAGCCGCCCGCGUACUUUGAAGAACCGGCGACGUAUCCGCGAAGGGUCGUUCUAUAGGAGACCUCCGCAAAGCGGAACUCGUCUGCCGUCUUCUACAACCUUCAGUCUCUAUUUAGUUUGUUUCUUCAUGCUAGUAUGCGACAUGUCUUUCGUUUCAAUAAAAACGUUAUACCCAGCAAACUUCA
Molecule: messenger RNA, 3381 nt
Organism: Dermacentor andersoni
Lineage: Eukaryota; Metazoa; Arthropoda; Arachnida; Ixodida; Ixodidae
Source: RefSeq, a predicted model, not a curated record